Molecule: messenger RNA, 3369 nt
Organism: Melitaea cinxia (Glanville fritillary)
Lineage: Eukaryota; Metazoa; Arthropoda; Insecta; Lepidoptera; Nymphalidae
Exons: 2
Coding region: 1-3369 (1122 amino acids)
Molecular function (GO): nucleic acid binding
Source: RefSeq, a predicted model, not a curated record
AUGGCCGAUAUCAAACAAUUGAAAGCUAAGCGUAGCAAUAUCAAGGGUCGUUUAACGAAGUUUAAAACGUAUCUAGAUGAUUUUUCCGAAUUAGAAAAUGUUACGGUUUUAGAUCUAAAUAAGUUAUCGUUAAAAUUAUCGAGAAUACAGACAUUGUUGAAUGAGUUCGAUGAGGUGCAGGGUCAAUUGGAAAUUUGUGAAGGAUGUAAUCAAGCUGAGGAAUUAGAUAUUCGCGAUUCUUUUGAGCAGGAAUUUGAUAAUUAUAUUUCGGUAGCUCAAAACUUCAUAGAUUCUAAUUCGGCCGCUAAAGAAAUGCACUCACCGUGUAAAGCAAAUUUGAGUACUUCGCAAUGUAAUCCGGAUAAUAAUAACAUGCUAGGUUUUAAAUUGCCGGUAAUAAAAAUACCUACCUUUGACGGCACAUAUUUUAAAUGGCUCGAAUUUAAGGAAACCUUUAUUUCUUUAGUCCAUGCAAAUGAUAGUGUCAAAAAUAUUCACAAGUACCAUUAUCUUCUCUCUUAUUUAGAAGGGGAAGCUGCGCGCGUUCUUUGCAAUUUAGAAGUAAGUGAUGCGAACUACUCCGAGGCUUGGCAACUUCUUUGUAAGCGUUAUGACAACAAAAGGCAAUUAAUUAAUAAUCACCUAAAGGCAUUGUUCAGCAUUGAGUCCGUGCGAGAGACCGACAAGUCGCUUCGUUUUAUUGUUGAUCAUGUUAAUAAAAACUUGCGGGCUCUCCGCACCUUGGGACUGCCUGUCGAGCAGUGGGACGUGCUUGUUAUAUAUAUGGUAACAACAAAAUUAGAUAGUACUACUUAUUAUAAAUGGGAGGAAACUAGAACCACAUUGCCGGAAAUUCCUACCUUAGAUCAUUUUUUUGAAUUCCUAAAGAACCGUGCAAACGUUUUAGAGACCGUCAGCAGACAACGACAAGAUAAACCUAAAAUAUUGCCCCCUCCUGCUCAGCCUAGGUCUCAGACUAAAUCCUUCGCCCUGACUACUAAACAUACUGCACCGUCGGCCUCUGGGCCUCCUAUUGAAUGUUUGUUAUGCAAGGGUGCUCAUCGUCUUUAUGAAUGCACCUCGUUUCGGAAUAAAACUGCCGAGGAGAGGAGUACCAUAGUAUCUAAAUUAAAUUUGUGUGAAAAUUGCCUUAGAUCUGGUCAUAGGGUACAAAGGUGCAGGCUGCCGGGUUCUUGUCGUUCCUGUAAACAAAAGCACAAUACAUUAUUGCACACCUUGGACCCGACCGAAGUGCCCAGUACUGGCCCUACACAAUCCCAUACCCAAAGCUUAGCAGCUAUCGCCAAUACUAAUGGUACUAAUUCUGAGGUUCUAUUAUGCACUGCUCAGGUGCAGUUAAUGAACCCCGAUACUAACCAAGUGCUAACAGUGAGAGCUCUUCUUGACAGCGGGAGUCAGUCUACGUUUAUUACUGAAAAGGUACAAAGUGAAUUAAAUUUGACUCCUCAGCCUACUAAUGUCAGUGUGCUCGGACUGUCAGACACCCCAUUGGCCAUUCAGGCGAAACGUUGCGCUCUCCAUUUUCAGUCACUCACUGACCCGUUCAAGAUUAGUAUAGUGUGUCUAGUUAUUCCAAAAAUAGCUGAUAAAUUACCCAAGGUCACACUAGAUUCCAGUCAGUUCGAUUUCUCUCAAUUUCAACUAGCAGAUCCUAGAUUUUUUGAACCAUCCUCCAUUGAUAUGCUCAUUGGUGCUGACCUAUUUUGGGACUUAAUAGGUUCCUCUCAGCACUCGUUAGGCCCUAGUAAGCCUAUUCUUAGGAGCUCUAAAUUAGGAUGGCUCAUUGCAGGUCCUUUGCCUACUUUACCAAAAAUUAAGAAUAACAAACUGAACAAAGUUACACAUUGUAACUUUGUUAUGAAUGAGGUAAGUACCUCGCCUAAUAUCGAUGAAGAACUACAGAGAUACUGGGAGCUAGAAAACGUCCCACAAUCUCAUCCCUUCACCAAAGAAGAAAGGCUUUAUGAGCAGCAUUUUCUCACAAAUACCUACAAGCUAGAAAAUGGUCGCUUCUGCGUUGGGCUUCCUCUGCGUGGGGAGAAGGACAGCUUAGGCGACUCGUACUCAUUGGCAAAGAAACGGUUUGCGAGUUUGGAAGCCCGCUUCCGCAAACAACCCGAGCUUAAAGAGGCGUAUGCAGAUUUUAUUCACGAAUACGCUGAACUCGGCCAUCUAUCGGAAGCGCCAGACCAUAGACCGGGAAUUGCUUACUAUCUACCUCACCAUCCUGUUAUCAGGACUAAGAGUGAGUCGACGAAGCUCCGUGUCGUUUUUGACGCGUCAGCGCCUAGUACUUCAAGAGUAUCCGUAAAUGACCUACAAAUGGUAGGUCCUGUCAUUCAGGAUUCUUUAUUUAAUAUACUUGUGCGUUUCCGGCAGUUUAAAUACAUAAUUUCCGGGGACAUCGAAAAAAUGUACCGUCAGGUGCUUGUUAGAGAAACUGAUCGAGACAUGCAACUCAUCCUGUGGCGUGACAACGAAGACGAGCCUAUGCGCAUUCUAAGAUUAAAUACAAUUACCUACGGUUUUUCAAGUGCUAGCUUUCUCGCUACUAGAUGUAUCUGGCAACUUGGCGAUGAAUGUGCUGACCCUAACAUAAAAACAAUAAUUCAAAAGGACUUCUAUUGCGACGAUUUGUUAACCGGAGCUGACGAUGAAGAAGCUUUGAGAUACAUUCAGCGCCAGGUUUCAGCUAGAGAAAUAAAUGACUUCUUUAAAACCAACAAUGAUCCAAUUUGUGACUUUGCAGCUCAGCGAAACAUUCAAUUUAAAUUCUCUCCCGCGUACGCUCCUCACUUCAAUGGUCUCGCUGAGGCCGGAAUUAAGUCGGCAAAAUUCCACAUUCGACGUAUUUUAGGUCAGACUCAUCUGACAUUCGAAGAACUGUCUUCCCUAUUUACACAAGUCGAAGCUAUCCUCAAUAGCCGACCCUUAUGUCCCCUCAGUCCCUCAGUCGACGAUUUCCAGCCGCUUACACCGGGUCACUUCUUGAUUUUCAGACCACUUACGUCAUUACCGACUGCAAACUAUGGCGACAACAGUGCUCCGCUCCGCGACAGAUUCCAGCGCGUUGAGCAAAUGCGUCAACAUUUUUGGACGAGAUGGUCGCGCGAAUAUAUAUCCGAGCUGCAGCAACGCACAAAAUGGCGCUUCAAAGACCGAAACUUGCGCCUAGAUGACUUGGUGCUAAUAAAGGACGAGUCUCCGCCGCUUUGCUGGCGCCAAGGCAGAGUCAUCAAACUGUUCCCUGGCCCUGAUGGGAUAACGCGCGUUGCAGACGUGAAGACCGCUGGUGGAACCAUUCGUCGAGCCCUCAACCGCCUCUGCCUGCUACCCGUCGACGACUAA